Messenger RNA from Gorilla gorilla gorilla (western lowland gorilla), 1839 nucleotides. Its product is annotated as golgin subfamily A member 6-like protein 25. The transcript is spliced from 4 exons. The coding region runs from base 1 to 1839 and encodes 612 amino acids. Lineage: Eukaryota; Metazoa; Chordata; Mammalia; Primates; Hominidae. The record is from RefSeq and is a predicted model, not a curated record.
AUGUCUCUCAUUCCAGGAGAGGCCAGGGAUCUGAUCAGCCACCUGCAUGAUUCAUGGACGUUUGCAGGAGAGUUAGAGCAGGCUCUCUCUGCUGUCGCUACACAGAAGAAGAAGGCGGAUAGGUACACUGAGGAGUUAACAAAGGAGAGGAACGCCCUGAGUCUGGAACUGUACAGGAACACCAUAACUGAUGAGGAGCUGAAGGAGAAAAAUGCCAAACUACAAGAAAAACUUCAACUUGUAGAAUCUGAAAAGUCUGAGAUCCAGCUCAACGUAAAGGAGCUAAAAAGGAAACUGGAGAGGGCCAAGCUCCUGCUGCCACAGCAGCUGCAGGUGGAGGCUGACCACGUGGGUAAGGAGCUGCAGAGUGUGUCAGCAAAGCUCCAAGCCCAGGUGGAAGAGAACAAGUUGUGGAACCGCCUGAACCAGCAACAGGAGGAGAUGUGGAGGCAGGAGAAGAUACAGGAGCGGGAGGAGAAGAUGCAGGAGCGGGAGGAGAAGAUACAGGAGCGGGAGGAGAAGAUGCAGGAGCGGGAGGAGAAGAUGCAGGAGCGGGAGGAGAAGAUACAGGAGCGGGAGGAGAAGAUACAGGAGCGGGAGGAGAAGAUACAGGAGCGGGAGGAGAAGAUGCGGGAGCGGGAGGAGAAGAUACGGGAGCGGGAGGAGAAGAUACGGGAGCGGGAGGAGAAGAUACGGGAGCGGGAGGAGAAGAUACGGGAGCGGGAGGAGAAGAUGCAGGAGCGGGAGGAGAAGAUGCAGGAGCGGGAGGAGAAGAUGCAGGAGCAGGAGGAGAAGAUACGGGAGCGGGAGGAGAAGAUACGGGAGCGGGAGGAGAAGAUGCAGGAGCGGGAGAAGAUGCAGGAGCGGGAGGAGAAGAUGCAGGAGCGGGAGGAGAAGAUGCAGGAGCGGGAGGAGAAGAUACGGGAGCAGGAGGAGAAGAUACGGAGGAAGGAGGAGAUGAUGUGGGAGAAGGAGGAGAAGAUGCGGAGGCAGGAGGAGAUGAUUUGGGAGAAGGAGGAGAAGAUACGGGAGCUGGAAGAGAAGAUGCACGAGCAGGAGAAGAUACGGGAGCAAGAAGAGAAGAGGCAGGAGCAGGAGAACAUACGCGAGCAGGAGAAGAGGCAGGAGCAGGAGGCGAAGAUGCGGAGGCAGGAGGAGAAGAUGUGGGAGAAGCAGGAGAAGAUACGGGAGCUGGAGGAGAAGAUGCACGAGCAGAAGAAGAUACGGGAGCAAGAAGAGAAGAGACAGGAGCAGGAGGAGAUGUGGAGGCAGGAGGAGAAGAUAAGGGAGCAGGAGGAGAUAUGGAGGCAAAAGGAGAAGAUGCACGAGCAGGAGGAGAAGAUACGGAAGCAGGAGGAGAAGGUGUGGAGGAAGGAGGAGAAGAUAAGGGAGCAGGAGGAGAAGGUGUGGAGGCAGGAGGAGAAGAUACGGGAGGAGGAGGAGGAGAGGCAGGAGCAGGAGGAUAAGAUGUGGAAGCAGGAGGAGAAGAUGCAAGUACAGGAGGAGAAGAUGCAGAGGCAGGAGGAGAAGAUAAGGGAGCAGGAGGAGAAGAUACGAGAGCAGGAGGAGAUGAUGGAGGAACAGGAAGAGAAGAUGGGGGAGCAGGAGGAGAAGAUGUAUAAGCAGGAAGAGAAGAUGCAGGAACAGGAGGAGAAGAUGCGGGAGCAGGAAGUGAGGCUGCGGCAGCAGGAGGAGAAGAUGCAGGAACAGGAGGUGAGGCUGCAGGAGCUGGAGGAGAGGCUGGGGAAGCUGAGGCAGAAGGCCGAGCUCUUGAGGGGGAGCAGGCAGAGGUGCGUGCAAACCCUGGAGAUCAUACAGAACAAACUCACCACAACUUAG